This is a messenger RNA of Saccharomyces kudriavzevii IFO 1802, 540 nucleotides long. RefSeq lists its product as uncharacterized. Bases 1 to 540 code for a protein of 179 amino acids. The record is from RefSeq and is a predicted model, not a curated record. The transcript has a single exon. NCBI's taxonomy places the organism in Eukaryota, Fungi, Ascomycota, Saccharomycetes, Saccharomycetales, Saccharomycetaceae.
AUGUCGAACAGUCAUCACACGUUCCAGGGAAGAAGAAAUAAACUCUCAGUGUGGGUGAAAAAAAUCAUUAACACUACCACCACAACUAAUGCAUCCGUCUCGAGCAGCAAACCAAGACGCAGGACUGGGGCUGGUACCACAGCAGUCAAGCACACGCAGCUGGAAUCCGACGGAACCACCAUCAGUUCGUCGCUGCGACCCAUGGUUGAUCGAAACUCGUUACGGUCCGGCGAAUCCGAUGAGGAGGGAACGCAUAGGGUAGUAUGGGAUGAGCCACCAGCAGACAAAUUCAAGCAGCAGCAGCAGCAGCAGCAAGAUAACGCAAGUGUCAUACCUUUGGUUUCUUUUUGUUCCUCCUCCGUGAAGUCGUCUACUUUCUCAGACAUCCAUUCAAUACAGUCUACCAGACCCACCAUAUUCUCAGGCAGGACCCUCGAGACGAACUCCAGCGUUCUGGCCAUCCCGCCACAGAGCAUCCUGGACCGCUCAAGGGCUCUCCCGUCGCCGAAUGCAAGCAACACUACGACGAGAAGACCAUAG